AUGAACACUGAUGAAUUUAUAACAAAAUCUUCGGAUUUUUCUUCUUCAAAAUUACAUUUUCCUCCACCUCCUCCACCUCCUCCUUUAUCAGAAUAUGAUGAAAAUGUUAGGGAUGUAUUUGAUGAUUAUGAUGAUGGUGAUGAUUAUAUAUUUUCUGAUGAUGAUUUAAAAAGUUAUAAUAAAAAACAUGUUAAAACUUUAUCUCAACAUGCUCAACGUCAUCAUCUUCAUCAUCAUUCUCGUUCUCUUUCUUCCCCUUCUGUAAUCCCUUCUCUUAGUUCUCAACGUCCUUUAAUUCCUUCUAUAAAUUAUGAUAAUCAUAAUGAAUAUAAACAACGUACUAUAAAUUCUUCUAUUAAACUUAAUAAAUUUUUUGGUGAUAAACCUCCCUUAGAUAUUUGUGUUAAAGAAAUUGAAAAGGAAGGUUUAAAAGCUAUGUUACAUUCCAAAAUACCUUUAUGUUAUUUCUUAUAUUCUUUAUUAGAAGAAUAUUCGUGCGAAAACUUGUUCUUCUUUUUGGAGGUGGAACAAUAUGAAUCAUUUGUCUUUGUUAAUUCAACUCAACAAUAUACAACUGCUCAACAUAUAUUCGAUACUUAUUUAACUCAUAAUUCUCAAUUUGAAGUAAAUGUUGAUGAUAAAGUCCGUAAAUCUGUUAUAUCUUCAAUUAAAAGUCAACGUGAUCCAAAACAUUGUUUUGAUGAAGCGAAAAGAGCCAUUUUCGUUUUAUUAGAAGUUAGUUUUGCACGAUUUAUUAGAAGUCCUAUGGCUGAUUUAAUGAAACAAGAAAUAGGUAUGUUAUUAUUUCUCCUUAAAAAAGUUUUUUUUUUUUUUUUAAUUAUGAUAAUCACGUGA
This is a messenger RNA of Rhizophagus irregularis DAOM 181602=DAOM 197198, 855 nucleotides long. NCBI's taxonomy places the organism in Eukaryota, Fungi, Glomeromycota, Glomeromycetes, Glomerales, Glomeraceae. The record is from RefSeq and is a predicted model, not a curated record.